Rhipicephalus microplus (southern cattle tick) is the source of this 2742-nucleotide messenger RNA. Its product is annotated as osteomodulin. The record is from RefSeq and is a predicted model, not a curated record. Gene Ontology annotation, cellular component: plasma membrane. Lineage: Eukaryota; Metazoa; Arthropoda; Arachnida; Ixodida; Ixodidae. Gene Ontology annotation, molecular function: protein binding.
AGGCGUGCCAAGGAAAGAAGGCGGUGUGAGGCCUAGCGACGCUCCUUUCCCGAGCUGGAUGCCGCGCAGGCUCCCAGCGGCCUCUUACAGCGUGCCAGCAUCAUGAUGACCACGGCGAGUGACCGUCGGACUUCGUUGGCCGGCGACCGCAUCCUGCUUGGCCGCCGCCUGGCCGCCGGAUAUCUGCGGUAUCGCCUGCUCGUCGCGGUGCUCGUCGCUUGUGUGAUGGCGUUGGCACCGGCCGUCCAAGGGUCCUGUCCGACGCGAGAGUUCAUCUACCCGUGCACAUGCACCGAGACCUUCAUCGGAAACUACGUCAUGUGCACCGUCGUGCGCGAGGAACAGCUCAGGCUGCCGUUCCAGUACCUCAGAGACUACAACCUGAGCCGACUGUUCCUUAGCAACGUCACAUCGAGCUUGAAUCCGGACGUGUUCACGGGACUCAAGGUCGGCACCUUUAAAGUGGCCGACUCCAGAUUUAAGAUGGAGGACACGCGUCAGCCUAGCUCUUGGCCUUCAGUUUCAGCAGGACGUUGGACGAGGAUACAAAGCCUAGAGUUUAUGCGCUGUUACGUGGACGCUGGUGCUAACUUUUUCGGCGCCUUGGACGAACUAGAAACACUGUCCCUGUUGAACAGCACAGUGACACGUUUCGGCCGCGAGUGGAUUGGAGCACUCGUAAAUCUCACCCACCUGGUGGUCGAUGCCGUGAGCUUCCACGAACUCGAUGCCGACGCGCUCGCUGACCUUCCCAGGCUCAGCACGCUGGUGUGGUCCAGCAAUGGUGCCACCACUUUGACCCGGGACUUCUUUCCUCGCCGAGCGCGGUACCUAAACAGCAUUGACCUCAGUGACAACGAGCUAACCUCCUUGCCGGCGGAUAUGUUCAACAAUAUGCCUGUCCUAGAAAGCGUCACGCUGAGUCGCAACAAGUUCAAGACGCUGCUGCCGGAGCCUUGGAAGCCGAUGCUGGGCCAGCUGCGGCUCGUCACACUUGACGAUAAUCCAAUCGACUGCAACGGAACCAUCUCGUGGAUGCUGCAGAGCAACGCUCGUCACAAAGUCAGCGGCACGUGUGCGGCGCCCCCUAACUUGGUCGGCACGAGGAUUAGCGAUCUGGACGACAGCAGGUUGAGAAGAUAACAGCAGACGAUCUAUUCGCCAGUGUGCACAGAGAACAAGUCAACGCGCCGGCUGCUUUCGAGUGCCAAAAACAAAGCAGUACAUCGCUAAGCAGAGGGCACUGAUCGAACUAGGCUGCCAAGUCAAGUUCUACCUCUCAUCACAGGGAGGAAUAUUCGCAUUGCAUCGAGACAUUUCAUCCACACAUCACGCUUCGCUCUGUGCGGACCAGCAGAUACGCGAAAGUCAAGACAGGACAAAUGUGUACUGUAGACCGCUUGGCUCGUGCUUACGGGCACCGUCGUGUGACUCGCGGUUAUGCCACAGUGCCUUCCGCAUAAGAAAGCGCACAUGUGCGGGCGAGUGGAGUGAGCUGUGGUGCGUGCUCGGACGACUGAACGAAGGAUCGAGAGCUGACGGGAACCAGUGCAGGUUUUCUCAACAUUCCGACGUGCUCUUCUAUUUUCUCGUGGUGUGGUGAUAUGAACGGGCAUCUGGGGGCACGAUCGUCAAUAUGGUUCUUUCUUGUGACACGGAACCUAAAGCACAUCUCCGAACGGUGGGGUUCUCUUUCUGUACAUGAACGAAACCAACAUAGCUCGGAAGUGUGCAAGUUGCCUGCCCUAAGUGUCUAAAAUUUGGAAGGUAAUCUACGAUGCCAUUUGGUAACUUGUGCAAGAACACAAUACAGGAAAAAAGAGUUACAGUGUCGCAGUGGCUUUUGCACAUGUGUACACGAAGAAGUAAAAAUUGCCACUAACUUGGGUGAAUGUAGCCGCCUGCACGAAGCAAGCGGCAGCUAAGAAUUAAUGUUCGAAGGAUUAAAUCAGUCGUUAGCACGCUGUAGCAUCUGUUCACAGCCUCAGCAAGAGCAAGAUCUGAAAGAAUCGCAAGUCACGAGAAGGCAAGGUGCUAUAGAAUAGCCACAAGGGUUUUAUAACGCUGACUGUAAACGCUUAUAGUUCGCGUUCGUAGGGCUUCAUGCAUCACUUCGUGGAUUGCCCAUGUAUCGGUGUAGAACGCGGGUGUAUAUAGAGUCAUUGAAUUUCAAACGAUUGCACCAUUGACAUUCUUCUGUCUUUUUUAUUUUUGCCAAUAUUUAAUUUAGUUUUCUUUUUGUGAACAUUUUGUGUUAGCAAGAACACGGAGAUCUGAGCUGUAACGGAUGAGUGAGCGUCAAUAAAUAUGAACAGAAGAUUUAUGUUCAACGCUAAUGUAGACAUUGUCGACGUUUUGUUUCAAGAUCCUAGAGAUGAGAGUCAUAGCCCAGCGUUGGGCAAUUAAGGUGGCUGGGACGUUCUAGCAGCCAAGGUUGCAUGAAUUGUUCGUGUCACUGCGGCAGUUGAAACGAGCAGGGAACACAAUGCCUCAGUUUGGGAGGGUGGCAGGGCUUCGUGAAAUGACAGCGCGCGUUUCAAAACGUGGCCUUCCGUCUAUCAUGUUCAACAGCGGACAGCCUCGGCUUUAUAUGUGCACGUGUUGUCCUAAGUGUUGACACUGUUUGCACCACAUGCAUACUUGCUUAAAAAAAGUGUUGCUCCUCUGAAACAAUAUGUGGCACGACAGUUUUCUGGUCAUGUAUAUAUGAUGACAGUAAUAAAUGAUUUUAUGCACCAAGCA